Molecule: messenger RNA, 3545 nt
Organism: Trichosurus vulpecula (common brushtail)
Lineage: Eukaryota; Metazoa; Chordata; Mammalia; Diprotodontia; Phalangeridae
Gene: HCK
Product: HCK proto-oncogene, Src family tyrosine kinase
Exons: 13
Coding region: 553-2178 (541 amino acids)
Biological process (GO): protein phosphorylation; cell surface receptor protein tyrosine kinase signaling pathway; innate immune response
Cellular component (GO): extrinsic component of cytoplasmic side of plasma membrane
Molecular function (GO): ATP binding; non-membrane spanning protein tyrosine kinase activity; signaling receptor binding
Source: RefSeq, a predicted model, not a curated record
AAAGGGGAGUAGUGGACUUAGGGGAAAAUGAGGUAGGGGAGGAAACCUAAUCAAGAAAGUUUGAGGGCUUCAGGGCGAGGCUAGAAUGUUUUGUCCAGUCUGAACUCCUGUGGGCGGGACUAGAAUCUUUCGGGUAGUUGUCAGAACAUAAGUUUAAGGGUGGCUUUAGAACAGCUCGGAGGAUGGUGGAAGUGUCGUAGGCGGAGCUUGUCUCCAGCUGGCUAGAACUCAGAUACUCGGUGGAGCGGUAGGGGACCACCUAAGGACGAAGUUUAUUUCCUUGUAGCUCCAGUUGUCUGACCCUCCUCCAAGGGGACACUUUUACAACUGAAGCAAGAAGGAAAGGGGGAGAAAGAACAGGGUUAAGAUCGCUCUGGGAUGUCCGUUUGAGUACCACUCCACCUGUGUCCUAUCUAUUCCCCUUCCCCAACCUUUCCAUCCCCUGGAAAAGCAGAGGCUCCUAGAGCUCCUUGUGUAAAGGGAAACUGAGUCUCGAAGGGCUGUCAAGGGACUACAGCGCCAGCCUCCCCUCAACCCCACUGGUGCAGCCUGAUGCCCCAGGAGCGGCGGAGCCCCGAGAAGACUGAGUUGGGGGAGCCUGGGGCAGGGCUGGAGCCGCACGUCUUGGGACACUUUAGAAGACUGAAGGUCAGGAUGGGGUGUGUGAAGUCCAGGUUUACCCAAGAUGGCGGGACAUACUUCAAAAAAAAGUCUCAAACAAAUACCGAGGGCCCUAAGUAUGUGCCAGAUCCAACAACCUCUGGAGGAAAGGUAGUCAAUGAUUCCAGUGUCAUCCAGAACAUCUCCUCUGAUGCAGGCUCUGAGAAUAUAGACAUCACGGUUGUGGCCCUGUAUGACUAUGAAGCCAUCCACAGUGAGGACCUCAGCUUCCGGAAGGGUGACCAGAUGGUGGUCCUCGAAAAGUCUGGAGAGUGGUGGAAAGCUCGAUCCCUUGCAACUCGGAAGGAGGGCUAUAUCCCAAGUAACUAUGUAGCUCAGAUCAACUCACUGGAGACAGAGGAAUGGUUCUUCAAAGACAUCAGCCGUAAGGAUGCAGAGCGUCACCUGCUGGCACCUGGGAACAUACUGGGCUCUUUCAUGAUUCGGGACAGUGAGACCACCAAAGGCAGCUAUUCCUUAUCGAUACGGGACUAUGAUGCCCAGCACCAGCAUGCAGUGAAACAUUAUAAGAUCCGGACCCUGGACAAUGGUGGUUACUAUAUCUCCCCACGGAGCUCUUUUAGGACUCUGCAGGAUCUAGUGGCCCACUACAAGAAAGAAAGUGAUGGCUUAUGCCAGAAGCUAACAGUGCCCUGUGUGGUCCCCAAACCCCAGAAACCCUGGGAGAAGGAUGCCUGGGAGAUCCCCAGGGAAUCCCUGAAGUUGGAGAGGCAACUGGGAGCUGGGCAAUUUGGAGAAGUUUGGAUGGCUACCUACAACAAGCACACCAAGGUAGCUGUGAAGACCAUGAAGCCAGGUAGCAUGUCUGUGGAAGCCUUCUUGGCCGAGGCCAACCUGAUGAAGACUCUGCAACAUGACAAGCUUGUGAAACUGCAUGCUGUGGUCACCAAGGAGGAGCCCAUCUACAUCAUCACUGAGUUCAUGGCAAAAGGAAGCCUCCUGGACUUUCUGAAAAGUGAUGAAGGCCGAAAACAACCCCUGCCAAAGCUCAUCGAUUUCUCAGCCCAGAUUGCUGAAGGAAUGGCCUUCAUUGAGCUGAGGAACUAUAUCCACCGAGAUCUAAGAGCAGCCAACAUCCUCGUCUCCUCCACCCUGGUGUGUAAGAUUGCUGACUUUGGCCUGGCACGGCUCAUUGAGGACAACCUAUACAAUGCUCGAGAAGGAGCCAAGUUUCCCAUCAAGUGGACAGCUCCAGAGGCCAUCAACUACGGCUCCUUUACCAUCAAGUCAGAUGUGUGGUCCUUUGGCAUCCUCCUGAUGGAGAUUGUCACUUACGGCCGGAUUCCCUACCCAGGAAUGUCUAACCCUGAAGUGAUCCGUUCCCUGGAUCGUGGAUACCGGAUGCCUCGUACCAACAACUGUCCAGAAGAGCUAUAUAGCAUCAUGACUCGCUGCUGGAUGAAUAAGCCUGAAGAUCGGCCUACAUUUGAGUAUCUCCAGAGUGUGCUGGAGGACUUCUAUACUGCCACUGAGAGCCAGUACCAAAAGCAGCCGUGAGGAGUGGCGUCUUAAGCAUUGUGACCAAUUCUUGGGUCAUAUCGGCGUAUCAUCACAUUGCUUUCAUGCACACUACCUACUGGCCAUAUUCAUCUUCCUAAUUCCUAUCUCCAUUUCAAGGUCCAUCUCUGGUACUGGGAGUGUGGAGACCUGUGUUCUAGUUCUGUCACUAACUCAGUGGAUCAUUGGACAAAUCACUUGCCCUUUCUGGUCUUCCGCUUUAAAGUGAAGGCAUUGGAUUAGAUGAUCUCUGAGGUCCCUUCUAGCCCUAAGAUUCUACCUUCUGUGUUCUAAGAUCCCUUCCAGUUAUAAUAUUCUGUGUUCUAUAUUAUAAAGUCCCUUCUAGCUAUGACAUUUGACAAUCCAAAAGCCCUUUCGGUCCUGACAUUCUCUGACUCUGAUUUCUAGGAAGAAUGUUGGUCAAUAUUGCUAUUGGCAAUUGACUGGGAUGGUUAUUAUUCCAGUUUUAGCCACAGCUUUGAGAGAUCUGGGUCAAAUGGACAAAUACAAGCACUAUGAAUGCCACAGAGUUUAUGGAUAGAUACGCAUUCUUCUUCUUCCAAUUGCCAAAAAUCCUCUUAGCUUCUAGCAGUUCACUAAGCAAGAAAUUGGGAUGGAGACCUCCCAGAGACGACACCUGCUGAGAGAAAGGGGAGUGCAUCUUUUUUUCCUCUAACCUGCCUUGUAAAGAGAGAUAGAAUUUGGUACAGUGUUAGGAAAGGAAUCUGAGAGUUUGUCCAUGCUACUGUCUCAGGAGAGCUGUGAGCUUAGCCUCUCAUUAAAAAUUUCUCAAGAGAAGAGGCAUUUGGCCUCCUACCAGACCAAAUUAAGACAUAAGAGAAAUUGUUUUGGCUUUCUUGUCAGGACUAGUGAGUAGCUGUACCCUCUUCAUUUCUUAUCCCAAAUUGGCCAGUGUGGUUGUCAGAGACCUAUCUGUGGUGAAGGGGGUGCUGGGAUUGUUGGGAAAUGAUUUUGGAGGAGAUUGGCAAAGGACAGCUCCACUGAAGGACAAGGGGAACUUAAGAGGGUAGAUGAUGGGAACUUUGUGAGCUGGGCUUUCUCAGAUGUUUCUCCAAGCCCCUUGGCAGCCACUACCUCCAGAGGCAAAAAUGGAAGGCUAAAGAUUCACUUCCAAACUGUCUCUCCUGAGAGGACUGAGGAGGAGGCAAGAAAAUAACAGAGGACAAUGUAGUCAGCUUGAAUCUUCCCUUCCCGUUUUUUCUUCCCGAGAAGAAAGAAUACAAAGACAGGCUCCAGGGGCUCCCAGAUUAGCCAGACCAUUCAGGCCAUACUUGUAUGUAUGGCCACAUUCUCAGCCACAGCUUUCCCCCACGGCUUCAUUAAAGUCCUGCCUUGGCUUAACUGCA